CCCCAUCUGCUGUUUUAGCAAUAGCAGUUACCCUACUCGCUAGUCUUGGUUGUAGUGAACGACUAGGUACUAGCCUAACUAGGUCAGUACUCCCGGAAGUAGGUCACUAGGACUAACUAGAUGCUAGUAUAUUUUCGCAUACAGCUAGCAAGCCUCCGACUCUGCCGCGUCGUUUACGUCCGUGGGAACAGCAGACACUUCUUUCCUUUGCCAGUACCAGUAGUACCAGUAGUGCCAGUACGUCCACGCAGCUCGCUACACCUUGUGGAUCAUGGAGAGCAUAAGAUAAUAAACUCAGUGUAGCUCCGGACGGAAGCGACAAACAUAAUCACUCCAGUCCUGUUCUCUUCUGCUCAACACGCAUCGUUUCCGUGUAUAUCUACGCUCUACUUCAGUUCAGUAUUUGCGUGUAGCAGCGGCUACUACUAGAGCCUACUACUUCUACUACUACUAAGUACUAGCCAAGGACGAAGGACUUACGUGAUGAGACUAUCACUAUCAUAGGUGUGUGUCCGUGCGUUCAGAUUUCACAACCUACUUGCAUGAUUGUACACAUCGCCAAAGACGGAGUACUCUGGUUCCAUUCUCUAGCUGAUUCGCUAGCUAUCGCCAGUUGUCCGCUCUGGUGGUAGGGAGUCUAGUCUGAUUCAGUACAGGCAGUGCAGCGAUAGCGGGCAGGUGUUAUUCGAAGAGUCCAAAGCCAAAGGGACGUCAUUGAGAAACUGGGCCGCAGGGUCACAGUGAACACCCGCAUCUCCUGUAAACAAGAUAGUGCUAAAUGAACACAACGUAAGACAUGCUACAGAGAUUGUGAAGCUGAGAAAUGGAUGAUGACGAAACUUCAGCCAUCACCCCAGUGUCCACAUCCAUGGAUUCGCCGUCAGCACUGGCAGGAGACCAGCAAGUAUCCGCAAGUGUCUCCUCUACAUCAGCAGCAUUACCAAUACCAGCAGAAAGUGUAGGGGAUUUCCCUUUCACACACCCCAGUGCAAACAGUCCAGCAUCAUCAAUAACUAGUUUUGUUGAUACGUACGUACAGCAUGCAACACAGCAUAGCCACAGCAGCAGCACCAUCGGUGGUGACAACAGCAACUUCACGUAUCCAGUUCAGGAUGCAGCAGCGUAUGGUCAUCGUCUACAGAAACCAAUCACUGUAUCACGUAUGUUGGAGAGGAUACAACCAACAACAGCAUCAGCUCAGUUUGUUCGUAAUGUUGUCUCAUCCACUGGUGGUCACUGUGACCUGUCUCAACUAUCGUCAGAGCUGGACGCUGACUUCAUCUCGUCUGGUCCUGGGCAAGUGGAGAGUCAUAGCUUAUGGCCACAACGAGCACCGGCAUUAUCCGAAGCAAGAACAACUCUAUCAGAGGCUGACAUAGAACCAAAUACAGCAUACGCCAGAAUUGCAGAACACGAUGCAGAUCUCUCAUCAUGUCUUCCUCUGGCAUGUCCGUCAUCGUCAAGUUUGGAUCCAAUUCGUGAUAAUCUAUACCUUGCAGCAACAAGUGGCAGUUAUACAGCUGUACUGCAAGAUACCAUACCACCCUUGUCUUCCAUCACAUCACCUACAUAUUACCAACAUCACAAACACAGCCCGCAACAGCAACAACAGCAACAACAACAACAGCAGCAACAAGAGCAGCAGCAGGACCACCAGAACCUGCAGCAGCACCACCAGCAGGAACAGUAUCACUACCAGCACCUCAAGCAGCGGGACCAGCACCACCAGCAUCAGCAGCAUCAGCAGCACCAGCAUCACCAGCAGCAACACCAGCAGCAGCAGCAGCAUCACCACCAGCAGCAGCACCAGCAGCAGCAGCAGCAGCGGCACCAGCAGUAUCAGCAGCAGCAGCACCAACAGCAGCAGCAGCGGCACCAGCAUCACGAGCAGGCCGGACAGCAUCACGACUUCCAGUCGUCUUCUUCACAGAUGUUUUCAAGGAUUCCAUUGUCGACGGAUGUUGGCACACGAUUUUCAGACUUCAGCCAAUCCUCUCCUGGCCGCCAGAGUCAUGGUGAACUCCAGCAGCAGCCACCAGUGCUUGCAUUUCCACAUCAUCCAGGCAAAGAACAAACUUUGCCUUCAGCCACAGCAGACACCGUAACAGCAGCAACAACAGUAUCAGCGCGCAGAGCAGCCAAUAGCCAAUCAGCAAGAUCCGUAACAACACGAGCCAAUGUAGCAUCAACCCGGGCUGCAGUAGUAAGUGAUGACAAGCGUUUUCAGCCACCUCGGAGACUUGCACCAGAAACACGGUUGACUGAGAAGACAGCUGUGUUGGCGAGAAGAAGAUUAAGAGCGUCUUCAGCCAUGACCACCUCUUCAUCGCUUUUGCCAGAAAGUCGAGUAGCAAGUGUGAGAGGAAGAUCAGCUGCAAGGUCAAAGCCACGACAUCAGCAAUAUCCUGCAUCUGUAGAACGGCACGCACAUUCCUUGAGCACACAGUCACCGUUGAUACAAACAUCAUCAUCAACAUCAUCCUCAUCAUCACCAGCAGUAGCAACACCAGUAGCAGUGCCAGCAGCAGCACCAACAUCAUCUUCUUCACAAGCAGCACGAUCACUAUCAUCAUCACCAGUGACAGCAGUAGCAUCUUCAGCACCCGUAGCAGCAGCACCCGCACAAACAGCAGCAACACCCGCACCAGCACCAGCAGCAGCAGCAGCAGCACCAGCAGUACCAGCAGCAACACCACCCGCAGCAGCACCAGCACCCGCAGCAGCACAACCAGCACCAGCAGCAACACAACCAGCAGCAGCCAUAGCGGAGGUCCCACCACCCAGCUACAGUUUUUCAUCUGAGUAUGGGUCCAAUGCGGUAGUGGAAGCUCUUCAACAAGGAUCAUUACAGCCCUACAUAAUACAACCUUCUCAGUACGUUAUGCUACAGGACCAAAGUGUACAGUGUAGUCAACUACAACCACACUUAAAACCACAACAUCAACAACAGCAGCAGCUACUACCCGUACAACAGAAAUUACAGAAGCAGCAGCAACAACAGCAGCAGCAACAACAGCAGCAGCAGCAACAGCUACUAAUCGUGCAGCAACAACAGCAGCAGCAGCAACACCAACAGCAGCAACAACAGCAACACCAACAACAGCAACAGCAGGUGCAGCAGCAACUGCAGCAGCCCCAACAGCAGCAGCAGCAGCAGCAGGAACAACCACAACAACUGCAGCAGCCGCAACUGCAGCAGCAGCAGCACCAGCAGCAACAACAGGAGCAGCAGCCUGGACAACAUGAACAACAACAACUGCAGCAGGAGGAGGAGGAGGAGCAAGCUGGCUUCACACCAUCACCACCAGUUGGAAAUCCCUUGACAUCAAAUGUAUCUCCAAACCACCAUCUCGUUGGUCUUGUUCCAACGUCAGUUCAACCCUCAUCACUGGCAGAAAAUGUUGCUUUCCUAUCAUCGCUGAGUUAUGCUGAUUCCUGUCCAACCCCAAUGUUGGCAAGAUCCACAACAUCAGAAACAUGGAAACCAGUAACUGCAGCAGCAGCUUCUGCCCUGCCAGAAACACCAGCAGCAGCACCAGUUGCACAGCCAUCAGAAGUAGCAGCAGCGGCACCACCGCCUGGUCCCAACCUACCGCCUGAUUCCAAUGCACCUCCAUAUCAUCCAUACCCACAGCGUACUCCAUCAUGUGCACAACUUGGUUCAAACACACAGCCGAGUACGUACUCAGAAUACAUGGAGUUACUACAACAUGAUCAGCAGUCACAGACUGAUCCCUACACGCAACACAGCGGUCCAAGUAGGCCGCAUUAUCCGUAUGCACACCACAACUUGUACCCACAGCAUGCAUUCUACCAGCAAGCUGGUCUUUAUCCACAGCAUGCAGUCUACCAACAAGCUGGCCUAUACCAACAAGCAACCCCGUAUCAACAAGCUGGUCCAUACCAACAAGCAACCCGUUGGCAGCAAACCGGUUCAUACCAACAGACCAGUCAUCAUCCACAGAGUACAUUCUACCAGCAAGGCAGUCCAAACCAACAAUCAACGCCAUACUCGCAAGGCAGUCCAAACCAACAACUUCAAGCCAGUCCAAACCAACAAGCAAUACGAUGCCGACAAGCAGGCCCAUACCAGCAAGGCGGUCCAAACCAGCAAGCAGCUCCGUACCAACAAUCUACCCCAUACCCAGAAGCAGCUCCAUACCAACCGAGCAGUCAAUAUCCGCAACACAUCAUGUGUCCGCAGAUAGAGACAUUCUCACAAACAUCUUUGCACCAGCAGCCCGGUCCGUAUCCUCAGGAGAGCACAGUUCAACAGCCACACGAAUACACAUCGAGAAAUCUCCCUCCCACAAUGAUGUCAUCGGCAACUCCAGCAUUACAUCAUAGCGUCCACCUUCCGUCUGGACAGGCCGACACUGCUAUGGUUUCCCAUACAACACGUACUGGACAACGUUCAGCAGAGGUUGGUAAAGACAAUCCGUUUGACCUGGAUAGGUUUGUGUGUGACAUUCAACCAUGGCUGAACAAAGUUGACGCAGAUCGACUGCGAAAGGCAGUGAUCAAGAAACAUCUCAUAACUGACAGCACAUCAAUAGAGAGACUAAAGAGAAUUCGGUCCCGGGAUGGACAAUCUGAUCAUAAUGAGGAGAUCAUCCAAUUGCUCAGAGCUGGUGGCCUAAAGACUUAUCGUGAUCUCUGUGUUGUCAUUGAGGAACUUGGGUAUGUGGACAAGAGCAAGGAAAUGCUCUCCAUUUUGUCCCACACAGGUGGCAAGUCCCUAUCAACGGAAUGUGAAGAUGUGGAUGAUGUACCUUCACAAGUACUACAUGCACAGAAACUACUCAAGGAUCAAUAUUGCCGUGCCAAGGAUACCUUUGCUAGUGAAAUGCUCCCGGUUGGUGUAUCUCCAACUGUUGAACACGUUGAAGCCAACUUUGUGAUGCUGAACAAGUCCAGUCUGAGUAAGGAGUUCAAACAAAACAACUUUGUUGCAUCAAGCUAUGAUAUGUGGAGAGUUGAGCAUGCUUUCACUGAUGCUGGUGAGAAGAUGACAUCAGUUAAAUUGGAGUCUCUUGGUAACAACACGAUGAAAGACAAUACAACACAACAAGGAGACACGCUGGGAACAAUGGCGGUAGCCAGUGCAGGAUGUGGCAAGACGUUUGUAUUUACCAAGGUUGCACCUCUACGAUGGGCGAUGGGCCAGCUGUGGAAACGCAAGAAACUGGUUGUGGCAAGGGAGUUACGUCGUAAAGAUGUGCAUGAUGCUGAAUCACUGAGUGAGCUGCUGUAUCUUAAAGGAAUCGGCAUCGAGGACAGUCAUGACCGCCAAGUAAUCUGUGCUUACGUACGUCAGCAUCCUGAGUGCCUAACGCUUAUCCUGGAUGGCUUGGAUGAGACCAAACUGUCUGAUUUGAGCAGCUUUCUUCAUCGCGUAAUAGCUGGGCAUGAGCUACCGGGUGCUCAUAUUCUUGUCACAUCGCGGCCCUGUGCCGAUGCCUUCAGCCUUUCAGCAUUGCCUUUCUAUCGACAACAUGUCGAACUGGUUGGCUUCCGUCCAGAUGAUGUUAAAACCUAUAUUAAGAAAGUCCUCCGACCAAAGAAGGCCAGCGAGCUCAUUACUGAAGUUGAACGUUCUUCAUAUUUGCAGGGGAUGAUGGCCACACCGUUCAUUGCGAAGGAAGUGUGCAUCCAGUACCACUGUUCAAAUCACAUCCCGCGAUGCUUAGCCGAUCUCUUUGACCAGAUGAUAAUUCAGAUCCUUGAACGCAAAAGUGGGAACAGUUACAAGCAGUGGAGUUCAAUACCGAAGCAAAUCCGUAAUUCAGUGUUUGAGAUUGGAGAGUUUGCGUUCAGGAUGCUUGUGAAGAAGCAGCUGAUAUUCGAUGAGAGCGACAUCCAGCAGCAUUCGGUCAGUCAAGAUGCGAUGCGGCUUGGUCUUCUUGUGACUGAUGAAGAGUCACCUUCCAGGAAGGAACUCAGGCAGUAUCGCUUCAGCCACCUUACAGUGCAAGAAUACCUAGCUGCCCUCUUCCAAGCGCACCACAAGCCAAUGACUAAAAACAGGAUCACACGACUCGUUGAAUGUCUUGGUUCAGAAAGUGCGCACAUGAGAACGUUCUGGUUUCUGCUGUGUGCCCAGCUGGAAACUGUGCGCCAGGCUGACUGCUUGGUGAACGCAUUGCUGACCAAGGAGAAAACAACAGAAUGGGAUGGGGACAUGGACGAGCUUGAGGUACUUCUUUCCGAUGAGUUUCCACUGAACUUCAUCUUGCCAAUGUUAGAUGUUCUGAACGCUUCAUCGAGAUGUCAACUUGCAGAGGAACUACUGCGUGAUCGCUUUGGUGGUCAUGGUGCAAGUGAGUACAUUGAAUCAAAGAUCAGCAAAGAAUGUGCUGUAUCUACUACCCACGACGAUGUGACAUAUCUGCGAUUUGCUCUGCUUGAAUGGCAAAACUCAGCUGCUAAAGCCACUACAGACAGUCUUCUGCAGUCUCUGGGAAAUGUCAGUCCAGAGCUUCGUCAGCAUUGUGAGGAUAGUCUUGGUGGACAGUACAUGAAUACUGAUGGCUCAAGUCUACAGGGUUAUAAAGUAAGUAAGUCACGUCAGAUUCUUGCAUACCUGUGCUACUCAGAGCUUGUUAACCAUCAGAAGAUGAACAAUUGCCAGAUGCCAUCUAUCAGAGCAUUACUUGCUUCCAACCAACUCGUCAUAGAUGGCAAUUCACAUCCAGCUGAACACCGUGCCAUUGAUACAGCACUGCAACAUCAUCCUGAUGCUGUACAGCGUGUGGCAGUGGAUGACUGGUCAUCAGACCACUCAGAUCAGUUCCCACGCUCACUAGGUCAGUGUAGUGGAAUAAAAACGCUAUACGUGUUUAGAGUGAUGGAGGACACUGCAGUUUCUGAUACGAUUCAACAGUGCAUUCAGGCGUCUCAUGAAAGUCUACACGUACUGCACCUGGUCGAGUGUACUGAUAAUAUCGUGGCCAACGCCAUUCUUGCUGUCUCAUCCUGUAAACAACUUGAGGACAUCGAAGUGGGUCGGUGCGAACCUACACCCAUUACUGGAGUUACCAUGGCGAAUGCACCGUCUGCGAUGACAAGUGUCACUUCUAUCACCAUGACGGAGAUAAAUGACCCGGGCGUUAGUGCCACCACCCUGUCAACAUUAAAAAACCUAACAUUACUAUCUCUUUGGAACUGCGGACUAACAGCAAGAUCACUACCUGCCAUUAUCAAUGCUCUACAGUGCUUGCCACAGCUGGAGAAGUUGUAUCUUAGUGGAAAUGACUUGAGUGACAUGAAUGCAGAUUAUGCUACCACCCUGCCUUUGGUCAGCCUGCAUCUCACAAACCUCAAUAUCAGUGAUUGUGACCUCACAGUAAGAUCACUACCUGCCAUUACUCCAAUUCUACAGUGCUGUUCACAGCUGCAGGUGUUGUAUCUUAGGGGAAAUGACUUCAGUGACAUGACUGCAGAUGAUGCCACCACCCUGUUUGUGACCAGCCUAUCAGCAUGCAACCAUCUCACAUGGCUGGAUAUCUGUAAUUGUGGCCUCCCAGCAACAGCACUACCUGCCAUUACUACUGGUAUACAGUGCUGGACACAGCUGGAUAGGUUGUACCUCCAUAGCAAUGACUUCCAUGAUGUCACUGCCAGCCAGGCUACAGACUUCAUUGCAGCUGUGAACAACCACACAAAUAUCUCAGAACUCCUCAUGAUUGCUGAUGAAGAGAUGGAAGAUGAAGAGAUGGAAAAUGAGCACUACACCCGACUGCUAUCACCUCAGUCAUACCUCAAGGACUUGGAAAUUAAGGACUUUGUGGGUUCCGAUGACAGCAAUGACAGCAACAGCAGUAGCAGCUAUGACAGCAACAGCAGUAGCAGCUAUGACAGCAACAGUAGUAGCAGCUAUGACAGCAACAGUAGUAGCAGCUAUGACAGCAACAGCAAUAUCAGCUAGGACACUAACGGCAUUAGCAGCUAUAACAGCAACAGCAGUAGCAGCGAUGACAGCAACUGCAGUAGCAGCUAUAACAGCAAGAGCAGUAGCAGCUAGGACAUCAACAGCAGUAUCUGUAGUGAUGACCGCAACAGCAGUAGCUGUAGUGGUGACACGGGUGAAAGAUAUAUCCGAAUUGAUGAUUACAUGAGCAGUGGAAGCCAUUACAGCAGCAGCAGCAGCAGCAAUAUCAGCAACAGCGAUGACCACAGUACCAGUGGUCACAAUUGCAGCAACUGCAGUAGCAGCGGCAAAGGCACAGCAAGCAUGCAGUACUAGUACUACCAACAACAAUAGCAGCAGCAGCAACAGCAGCAGCAACAGCAACAGCAGAAACACAGCAGCGACAGUAGCAACGGAUAUGACUUCAGCUGCAGCGAUAGCAGCGGAUAUGAUUUCAGCUCCAGCGAUAGCAGUGGAUAUGACUUCAUCAACAGCAGUAGCAGUGGAUGUGACUUCAGCAGCAGUAGCAGCGGAUUUGACUUCAGCGAAAGCAGUAGCAGCAGAUAUGACUUCAGCUGCAGCAGUUGCAGCAGCAGAUAUGACUUCAGCUGCAGCUGUAGCAGCGGAUAUGUCUUCAGCAACAGCAAUAGCAGUGGAUAUGUUUUCAGCAGCAGCAGUAGCAGUGGAUAUGUCUUCAGCAGCAGCAGUAGCAGCGGAUAUGACUUCAGCAGCAGCAGUAGCAGUGCAUAUGUCUUCAGCAGCAGCAGUAGCAGCGGAUAUGACUUCAGCAACAGCAAUAGCAGCGGAUAUGACUUCAGCAACAGCAGUAGCAUUGGAUAUGCCUUCGGCAACAGUAGCAGCAUCAGUGACCGUAGCAACAGCAGUACCAAAGGUGAAGGAAGCAACAGCUGUACCAGAGAUAACCAUAGCAACAACUGAAGCAGUGGUGAUGGCUGCAACACAGACAGUGGUAUCAACAACAGUGGUGGCGAUGCUCACUGCAAGUGUGUGAAUUCGUUGCCGACAUUUGGUGACAUGGGUAGCAACGUCAGAGAAGUGCAAAACCUGGACUUGAAAGAACUCGCAUUCUAUUUGCAACGUCUUCCCGGUCAAUACACAUCCGCAAACUCUCGAUGCCUUCAAGCAGGAGUUGUUCUCCGAGGCCGAGAAGCUCGUGCGAAUUACGUUUCCCGAGAAAGUGUUGGAGCUGGAUGCCCUUAUCAAGUCUGACUUGUUCAAGAUCGACAAUGCUGAGU
Sycon ciliatum is the source of this 9165-nucleotide messenger RNA. RefSeq lists its product as uncharacterized. The record is from RefSeq and is a predicted model, not a curated record. NCBI's taxonomy places the organism in Eukaryota, Metazoa, Porifera, Calcarea, Leucosolenida, Sycettidae. Bases 824 to 7927 code for a protein of 2367 amino acids. The transcript has 10 exons.